This is a messenger RNA of Osmerus eperlanus (European smelt), 2090 nucleotides long. It is a transcript of the gene fktn, whose product is annotated as fukutin. The coding region runs from base 335 to 1708 and encodes 457 amino acids. Gene Ontology annotation, cellular component: Golgi membrane. NCBI's taxonomy places the organism in Eukaryota, Metazoa, Chordata, Actinopteri, Osmeriformes, Osmeridae. The record is from RefSeq and is a predicted model, not a curated record. The transcript is spliced from 9 exons.
UUUUUACGGAUUAUUGGUCACCUACGUGAAUGUAGCGGUUGAUAUCUCUCAAGAUGGCGUUUUCAUAAAUGUUCUAUCGCGUAACCCAGUAGCAAAGCAAUCUUAUUUGCUUACUAGCAAUUGGCCUGUUUUACCUAUAAUUGUCUUCAUUCAUUUUCCCUAGUUAGAAUAGCUGAAAGCGUGGACGUCACUUUGUUUAAACGUAGGGGAAAUUUAUUUUGUAAUCUGCACCUUUUCUCCAGCCAGAGUUCUAAUCAAAUGAACAUGGUUAGUGCUGGUCCAUCUGACCAGCACCAUCAAUACGAAGAUCAAGGAAAGCGACAAAGCAGAACUAAUGCCUCGACUGAACAGAACACUGGUGCUUGUCCUUCUCAUUGCAGCCAGUUCGGUAUUCCUUUUAUUCCAACUCUAUUAUUACAGGCAGUAUGUUUCUAAGAGUGGUCCACACAUCCUAAGUCGGAGUGGUCAUCUAUCAGCAAAUGAUGUCCAAUGGCAGGUGGUGAAAAAGUUCCUGGCCCUGGUGAACAAAUACAACAUGCCAGUGUUCCUGGCCGACAUAGCCGGCCUGGCUCUCCUCUCCCAGGACUCCAUGCUGCUGAAGGACAGCCUGGUCAGAGAGCCCCACUGCACCUUCCUCUGCACCGGCCGAGAGUUCACCACCUUCGCCUUGUUCAGCAACCUCUGGAAGUAUGAUCCUGGUUUGGUGGCGGCAGCCGAGGAGCGAGGAUUCGAUCUGCUGGAGGUGCGAGGGAAGGACCCUCGCCUCGUCAGCAUGGAAGACCUGUCGGGAAACGAGAUCCCCCUCCACUUCCUGUUCCACUUCCAGGGUCAUGUGAUCCACGUUGUGGUCCUGUACGAGCGCAGCGGGAACUACCUGUGGCACGGCCCGCUGCGGCUCAAACCCAACAUGGACCGGACGCUCGCCCCGUUCAGGAAGCUCGACUAUGGCCGCCACGCAGGAGCCUACGACAGGCCGGAGCUGGUGCUGACUGCUUUGGACGGGCUUGACGUGCGGAUACCGCGGAACAUCUCCCGUUUCCUGAGAGAGCACUCCCAGGCCCGCUUCCUGGAGUGCAGGUACAGGGAGUCUCGCGCCUUCUUUCAGAUGUACCCAGACGACACAUCUCCAGAAGCCAUGGACUUCAGGAUGAAGGCCAAGAGCCUCCUGUAUCUGGCAGCCAGGACCCUCACUGCCCUGGGGGUGCCAUUCUGGCUGAGUAGUGGCACUUGCCUGGGCUGGUUUCGACAGUGCAAUAUUAUUCCCUACAGCAAGGAUGUGGAUCUGGGAAUCUGGAUCAAAGACUACAGAUAUGAUAUCACCUCAGCAUUUCAAAAGGCUGGGCUUCCAUUAAAGCACAAAUUUGGAAAGGUCGAAGACAGUCUAGAACUCUCUUUCCAGGGCCUGGAUGUUAAACUGGACAUGUUCUUCUUCUAUGAGGAGGGAGACAUCAUGUGGAAUGGAGGAACCCAGGCAAAGAGUGGCAAAAAGUUCAAGUACGUUUUCCCAAAGUUCAGCCUCUGCUGGGCAGAGCUGAUGGAACUCCGAGUCCGUGUCCCCUGUGAGACUCUGGACUACGUGUUAGCCAACUACGGGGCCAGCUGGAACACGCCGGUCAAAACGUGGGACUGGAAGAGCUCUCCGGCCAAUGUGCAGGAGAAUGGGGUGUGGCCUGUGAGGGAAUGGGAUGAUGUCAUUCAGGUGUAUUGAGCGACACACUCCCCAAGAUUUCGAAAAAGACUGCUUCGUGAAGGCGCUGCCUGGACCGUUCAGACGUACUUGUGUUGCCACAGAACAGUCUCAAUGUCUCAACAGUCUCAACACAUCUGGGUCAUACAUGACAUUGUGUGAAUUCAAUGUGAACUCAUUUACAGUCUGCCUGCCUGUCAUUUUAUGGUUGGAAAUGUGAAAAUGUACAUAGAUCCACUAGGUUGCGCCAAAGGGCUGUCACCUAUUAGACUACUCACGGUUGAUACCAUGUGUGGAAGUACUCUUUUUCUUGUAACAAGCUAACCACUGACAUUGACAAAUGUGUGCUCAUGUUUUGUUAACUGUAUAUUUAUUACUGAAUAAAAGCCAUGCUUUUUACAGU